Messenger RNA from Daldinia loculata, 1084 nucleotides. Its product is annotated as Emopamil-binding protein. Gene Ontology annotation, biological process: sterol metabolic process. The record is from RefSeq and is a predicted model, not a curated record. Bases 148 to 906 code for a protein of 252 amino acids. NCBI's taxonomy places the organism in Eukaryota, Fungi, Ascomycota, Sordariomycetes, Xylariales, Hypoxylaceae. The transcript has 3 exons. Gene Ontology annotation, molecular function: cholestenol delta-isomerase activity. Gene Ontology annotation, cellular component: endoplasmic reticulum; membrane.
GUGGCAGUAAAUUUUCAAGCUGUCAGCAACGCACGAGCCCCUUUAUCAAAUGUCCCCACGCGACACACGAACUUUUCGGAACACCGCAGUUUAAACAUCAAAUGUUUUUCCGCAUUGGCAAUAAGCUACCUAUACAAUUAAGUCACAAUGGCUUCUUUCAAGAACUCCCUACCACCAGAUCUCUUCGACCGGACCACGCUCGUGUCCCUCGCCUCGACCCUCGCCAUCCUAGCAGUCGCCUACCUUAUAUCUCUACAAGCGCUCGACCAGAAGACGCCCGGAAGCCAUCGCUUCUUGUUUAUAUGGCACGCGUUCGACGCCCUGGUACACUUCAUCCUCGAGGGGAGCUUCCUCUACCAUUGCUUCUUCUCGUGGAUACCCCUUUCCAAAGUCGCUAAUCCACACUGGUUGGCGCCCACCGCCCAUAAUUUCCUCGGUCACUCUGAUCGCGCGUACGGCUCGCAGGCCGGCGGCAGUAACCCGUUUGCUCAGCUUUGGAUGGUGUAUGCGAAGGCGGAUCGGAGAUGGGCUGGCGCGGAUCUGACCGUUAUUAGUCUCGAGCUCCUGACCGUCUUCAUCGCCGGCCCCCUCGCUUGUCUCAUCUGCUACGGCAUCGCCAAGAAAGACCCGCGUACCAACAUCCUGCUGAUCAUAAUCGCGACCAUGGAGCUGUACGGAGGAUUUAUCACCUUCUGCCCCGAGUGGUUAACCUCGAACUACAACCUCGACACGAGCAACUUCAUGUAUAAGUGGGUAUAUCUGGUCUUCUUCAAUAUGCUGUGGGUCUUCAUCCCAGUAUAUGCGAUCUGGGUUGCUGUGAAGGAUAUCGAUCACGCUUUUGCCAUAAGGGGCAAAGUUGCGAACAAGGUUGCGAGCAAGACUACGUCGUCGUCAAAGAAAAAGUGAUUUAGUUUACAGAACCUGGUGACUUGGGGGGCAGUUUCUAGGAGUAUAUUAGUCCUCAAACUUCGGCGUGCAGCCGACGUCUGUAGAUGUUGGCAUUGAUGCUAUAGUAUGAUACCCAUCUUAGCUAUUACUUGCUACUGACAGUUGAGAUAGGUAGUAUUAAGAGUUCACAGUUUAU